CAAAACCCCUGAAUGAAAAUAUGUCACAGUUCUGGAAACCGGGAACGGAGAGGCCUCGCCUCAUCGACGACGAAGAAGGCGGUGUUCUUUUCUAUUCCACAUCCGCCCUAUCUUCCUCCUCCUCUGGAUACGGCUUUGCGAGUGUAGAGAAACAGAGGCAGAGGCUACCAGUGUACAAGUACAGAACCGCUAUUCUUUAUUUAGUGGAGACUCAUGCCACCGCCAUUAUUGUUGGGGAAACUGGUAGUGGUAAGACCACUCAGAUUCCUCAGUUCUUGAAAGAAGCUGGUUGGGCAGAAGGGGGGCGCAUUAUAGCUUGUACUCAACCAAGAAGACUUGCUGUACAGUCAGUGGCAUCAAGAGUCGCUGAAGAGAUGGGUGUCAAACUUGGUGAAGAAGUUGGUUAUACAAUUCGGUUUGAGGAUGUCACAAAUACUGACUUAACAAGGAUCAAGUUUCUUACAGAUGGAGUAUUGCUGAGAGAAAUGAUGGAUGAUCCUCUCUUGAGCAAGUAUAGUGUCAUAAUGGUUGAUGAAGCUCAUGAAAGAUCUCUUUCAACUGACAUUUUAUUAGGUCUCUUAAAGAAGAUUCAACGACGCCGGCCAGAACUGCGUCUUAUCAUAUCAUCAGCAACUAUUGAAGCAAAAAAGAUAUCUUCUUUUUUCUCUCCCAGUAAAAGGCGUCAAGCGCUACAGACUGAGGACCAUGGACCAAAUGCAGAACCUGCCAUCCUGUCAGUUGAGGGAAGAGGAUUUAAUGUGGAAAUCUUCUAUGUUGAGGAUCCUGUUCCGGAUUAUCUUCAGGCGGCUGUUUCGACAGUGUUGUCAAUUCAUGAUCAGGAGGCGAUGGGUGAUAUCCUCAUGUUCCUCACGGGUCAAGAUGAUAUUGAUGCUGCGGUACAGUUGCUUUCAGAGGAAUCUCGAAAUGGUCGAAAUCAAGGAUUGAUAAUAUUGCCUCUCUAUUCAGGAUUGCCACGGGCGGACCAGGAUCUUGUGUUUUCUCCAACUCCCAGAGGAAAGAGAAAGGUGGUGAUAUCAACAAACAUUGCAGAGACAUCAUUGACUUUGGAGGGUAUUGUGUAUGUUGUUGACAGUGGAUUCUCAAAGCAACGGUUCUACAACCCGAUUACGGAUAUUGAGAGUCUCAUAGUGGCACCCAUAUCCAAGGCAUCUGCUCGACAAAGGGCUGGUAGAGCUGGAAGAGUUCGACCAGGAAAGUGCUACAGGCUCUACACAGAACAAUACUUCCUCAAAGAGAUGUCUGCUGAGGGCAUUCCAGAGAUCCAGAGAUCAAAUCUUGUGUCCUCAGUGAUUCAGUUAAAGGCUUUAGGGAUAGAUAAUAUUUUGGGUUUUGAUUGGCUGGCAUCUCCAUCAUCCGAGGCCAUGAUUAGAGCACUAGAAGUACUAUAUUCUCUUGGUGUCCUUGACAGUGAUGCCAAAUUAACCUCGCCUGAUGGAUUUCAAGUUGCAGAGAUUCCUUUGGACCCAAUGAUCUCAAAGACGAUCUUAGCUUCUAACCAGUAUGGUUGUUCUGAGGAAGUCAUUACAAUUGCUGCACUUCUGUCCAUGCAGUCAAUCUGGAUUUCUGCUAGGGGAACUGAAAAAGAACUGGAUGAAGUCAAGUUGAGAUUUGCUGCUGCUGAGGGAGAUCAUGUGACCUUCUUGAAUGUCUACAAAGGAUUUAUUCAGUCUAAUAAAUCAUCAAAGUGGUGCCACAAGAACUUCAUAAAUUACAAUGCCAUGAAAAGGGCUUUGGAAGUUAGAGAGCAACUCAGAAGAAUUGCUCAGAGGCUAGGCAUAGUUUUAAAAUCUUGUGAGGGUGACAUACAGGUUGUAAGAAAGGCAAUCACUGCUGGAUUUUUUGCCAAUGCCUGUCGCUUAGAACCAUACAGCUAUAAUGGGACGUACAAGACUGUGAGAACUUCUCAAGAAGUGUAUAUCCACCCUUCAUCUGUAUUAUUCAGAGUUAAUCCGAAGUGGGUUAUAUACAAUUCACUUGUUUCAACUGAUCGCCAAUACAUGCGGAAUGUCAUCUCCAUAGAUCCUUCUUGGCUCAGGGAGGCAGCUCCCCACUUCUAUCAGCAUCAGCAACCAAAACCCAUAGCUCAUUGACAUUAGACCAUUUUAAGAAAUCUAAUUGCAUUAUGUACCCUUUGUCAUAGUUCCGUGAUUGGGCAGGUGAAUCCUUUCCAUUUGGAUCUCUAAAAUGUCGUUCAUUUUGUCACAUUCUUUAGCAGUUUCUGUACUUCUGCAAAUGCUAAUACAUAUACAUGUUUCAGUUUCUGUACUC
Coffea eugenioides is the source of this 2289-nucleotide messenger RNA. Its product is annotated as probable pre-mRNA-splicing factor ATP-dependent RNA helicase DEAH9. Lineage: Eukaryota; Viridiplantae; Streptophyta; Magnoliopsida; Gentianales; Rubiaceae. The transcript has 23 exons. Gene Ontology annotation, cellular component: intracellular anatomical structure. Gene Ontology annotation, molecular function: ATP binding; RNA binding. Bases 21 to 2111 code for a protein of 696 amino acids. The record is from RefSeq and is a predicted model, not a curated record.